AUGUAUUUUCCAGGCUUGGGACAAGAGAAAGCGUAUUUAAGAGGCUUAGGCCAGAGGAAGAGUAUUUUCAAGGCUCGGUUCCGUUCGUACCAUAAUGCAGACAGGUCGCAAGAAAAAGGCUCGGAGAUGUUUAAGUGCUCGCCGGAGCCAAGCACGCCGAGCCAAUCGCCACUUUUCAAGCUGGCGUACAGCCCCAAGCGAGCAGCGGCGGAGCUCCGGCACUCGAGCUCCCUCGGCAGCCGGUCCACGUCGUCCCCCUCCGCGGCCUCCGUCGCCCCUUCUCCGUUGUCCGCCGACCACCACUCGUCCGCCGCGGAGGACGACGAAUACGACAAUGGGCGAGACCGCUAUUCCCGGGAUCGCUCCUUCAGGUCGUAUUUCAAGCCUUUUCUCCCGCACUAUUUCUCCUCGAACGACGAUCUGUAUCGGCCCCACCCGCAUAGGCAUAAGAUCUCGAUUCUCAUACUCGCCGCCGUCGUUUUCGCCGCCGUGAUUUCAGUUUCUUCCAUUGUCAAACGAUUGAAUGCCCCAUAUUUAUGCAAAAAAGAUGGCAUAACUCUGCACUGCCCUCAUGUAAAGGAGACUCCAUCACUUUGGGAAAAUCCUCAUUCAGCCACUACAUCAUGGAAACCUUGUGCUGAGCGGCGUGAGGGCAUAAAUUCAGAUCUUCCUGCGGAGAAUGAAACAAAUGGUUACAUAUUUAUACAUGCUGAGGGCGGUCUUAACCAACAAAGAAUUGCGAUUUGCAAUGCGGUUGCUGUGGCAAAGAUCAUGAAUGCUACUCUUAUUUUACCUGUGCUGAAGCAAGACCAGAUAUGGAAAGACCAAACGAAGUUUGAAGACAUAUUUGAUGUGGAUCAUUUUAUUGACUACUUGAAAGAUGACGUGCGGAUCGUGAGAGAUAUCCCAGAAUGGUUCACAGACAAAACCGAGCUAUUCAGUAGCAUAAGACGUACGGUAAAAAACAUUCCCAAGUAUGCUCCAGCACAGUUCUACAUAGACAAUGUUUUGCCUCGUAUCAAGGAAAAGAAGAUAAUGGCCCUGAAACCCUUUGUUGAUCGACUGGGGUACGAUAAUGUCCCUCAAGAGAUCAACAGGCUAAGGUGCAGAGUGAACUAUCAUGCUCUAAAGUUUCUUCCUGAAAUAGAGGAUAUGGCUGAUUCACUCGUGUCUAGGAUGAGAAACAGAACUGGAAGUUCAAAUCCUUUCAUGGCUCUUCAUCUAAGGUUUGAGAAAGGUAUGGUAGGCCUUUCCUUCUGUGACUUUGUGGGGACAAGGAUGGAAAAGGCACUAAUGGCCUUGUACAGACUAAAAGAAUGGCCCCGACGUUUCAAGGAUGGGUCUCAUCUUUGGGCCUUGGCACUUCAGAAGCGCAAGGAAGGCCGGUGCCCUCUCGAGCCAGGCGAGGUAGCCGUGAUGCUUCGGGCAAUGGGCUAUCCUAAAGAGACCCAAAUAUACGUUGCAUCUGGACAGGUUUAUGGUGGCCAAAACCGCAUGGCACCACUGAGAAACAUGUUCCCCAAUCUUGUCACGAAGGAGGAAUUAACCACCAAAUUUGAGUUGGAUGGCUUCAAAAAGCACGUGACAAGCCUAGCAGCUCUCGACUUCUUAGUCUGUUUGAAAUCCGACGUUUUUGUAAUGACGCACGGUGGCAACUUCGCCAAAUUGAUAAUCGGAAACCGCAGAUAUCUGGGCCACCGGCAGAAAUCCAUAAAGCCUGAUAAGGGUCUCAUGUCCAAAUCCUUAGGGGACCCCUACAUGGGCUGGGCCACGUUUGUGGAGGAUGCAAUCGCGACCCAUGAGACACGAACCGGAUUACCGGAAGAAACUUUUCCUAACUAUGACAUCUGGGAGAAUCCAUUGACCCCUUGCAUGUGUAAAACAUGA
Striga hermonthica is the source of this 1887-nucleotide messenger RNA. Lineage: Eukaryota; Viridiplantae; Streptophyta; Magnoliopsida; Lamiales; Orobanchaceae. The record is from the annotation of a GenBank genome assembly.